CACCCUUGUUGCCCGGCACCGUUGCAAUCGAACUUUCGUGUGGCGCACUCCGCUCUUUUGUAUUUUAGAUUCGUUUCCGCGGCAUUCUGAAGCCCCGGGCCAAACCAGUGAGCACCGAAACCCCAACAGCAUGGCCGCUGCAAGUGGAGAACUGUCCAAGAAUGAGCUUAAGCGCCGCCUAAAGGCCGAGCAGAAGGCCAAGGAAAAGGCCGAAAAGGAGGCCACUCGGGCAGCUGCAGCUCCAGCCGAAGGUGCACAAAAGAAGAAGAGCAGCGCCGCCGAGGAGGAGGAGAUCUCACCGAAUGAGUACUUUAAGCUCCGCUCUGCCGCCGUACAGGAGCUGAAGCGUUCUCCCAGCACCCAUCCGUAUCCACACAAGUUCCAUGUGAGCACAUCCCUGGAGGAUUUCAUUACCAAAUAUGAGACCAAGCUGAAGGACGGCGAAACGCUAGAGGAUGUCACACUGAGCGUGGCUGGUCGUGUCCAUGCCAUUCGUGAGUCGGGAGCCAAGCUCAUCUUCUACGAUCUGCGCGGUGAGGGUGUAAAGGUCCAGGUGAUGGCCAGUGCCAAGUCAUACAAGUCCGAGGCUGAGUACGAAACGGACACGGCCAAACUGCGUCGCGGCGACAUUAUCGGCGUCAUUGGUCAUCCCGGCAAGACCAAGAAAGGUGAACUGUCAGUGAUGCCCACAGAGAUCCAACUACUCUCACCUUGCCUGCACAUGCUGCCGCAUCUGCAUUUUGGACUCAAGGACAAGGAGACACGCUACCGCCAGCGUUAUCUGGACCUCAUUCUCAACAACAAAGUCCGCGAAAACUUCCAGAUUCGUGCCAAGAUCAUCUCGUACGUGCGCCAGUUCCUGGACCGUCUGGGCUUCCUGGAGAUCGAAACGCCCAUGAUGAACAUGAUCGCGGGCGGUGCCACAGCUAAACCUUUUGUAACGCAUCACAACGAACUGAAGAUGGAUCUGUUCAUGCGCAUCGCUCCGGAGCUGUACCACAAGAUGCUAGUGGUGGGCGGCCUGGAUCGUGUCUACGAAAUCGGGCGUCAGUUCCGUAACGAAGGCAUCGACCUCACCCACAAUCCGGAGUUCACAACAUGUGAGUUCUACAUGGCCUAUGCGGACUAUGCCGACAUCAUGGACAUCACCGAACAGUUGGUCUCUGGUAUGGUUAAGGCCAUCCGUGGCUCAUACAAGAUCACCUACCAUCCCGAGGGUCCAGAGGGACCCGAACAGGAGCUGGACUUUACGCCGCCCUUCAAGCGCGUCUCGAUGAUCAAAACGCUGGAGGAGAAGCUGCAGGUUAAGUUCCCAUCGGCGGAUACCUUCAACACGGCUGCCACGAAUCAAUUCCUGUCGCAGCUCUGCGCCAAGCAUCAGGUCGAGUGCCCAGCUCCACGCACCACUGCCCGUCUGCUGGAUAAGCUCGUGGGAGAAUUCAUCGAGGAAUUCUGCGUGAAUCCCACGUUCAUUUGCGAGCACCCGCAGAUUAUGUCGCCGCUGGCCAAGUACCAUCGAAGCUCACCAGGUUUAACGGAACGUUUCGAGCUCUUUGUGGCCAAGAAGGAGAUCUGCAAUGCCUACACCGAGUUAAACGAUCCCGUGGUGCAGCGCGAGCGCUUUGAACAGCAGGCCAACGACAAGGCCGCCGGUGAUGAUGAGGCCCAGUUGGUGGACGAGAACUUCUGCACGGCCUUGGAGUACGGACUGCCGCCCACCGGUGGCUUUGGCAUGGGCAUCGACCGGUUGGCCAUGUUCCUGACCGACUCGAACAAUAUUAAGGAGGUUCUUCUGUUCCCCGCCAUGAAGCCAGAGGAGGCCAACCGCACGGCACCUAGUGAGACUCCUGCUUCCAGCCAGCAGUAGAAUGUCUCCAUCUCUGCAUCGUUCACUACUCAACCUUAAACUUAAUCCUUGUACUUUGCGCUGGCCCUUCUAACUUAUUCAUCGCUGAAUAAAGCAUUAUUUUUCCAAUAACUA
Drosophila serrata is the source of this 1981-nucleotide messenger RNA. RefSeq names its product Lysyl-tRNA synthetase (gene LysRS). The record is from RefSeq and is a predicted model, not a curated record. Gene Ontology annotation, molecular function: ATP binding; tRNA binding; lysine-tRNA ligase activity. NCBI's taxonomy places the organism in Eukaryota, Metazoa, Arthropoda, Insecta, Diptera, Drosophilidae. Gene Ontology annotation, biological process: lysyl-tRNA aminoacylation. Gene Ontology annotation, cellular component: cytosol; mitochondrion; cytoplasm.